GGGCUCAGUUAAUCAAAGAACUCACUGUCAAGUACAAGCCCACUUUAAAAAAGAAUGAUUUCAAGAUUCUCUAUGGUCUGCACGCCAAACUCAUGAAAAAAUAUUAAAUAAUGUGAAAACAUAUUGAGAUUUCAUUUCUGAGACGUGUUUAUCUUUUUUGUGGCACACAUCCACUAUAUUCAGCUACAAAUUCACACAGUAUCACCACAAAGUGUGUAGUUCUCUUUAAAAACAGCAACACCUUUGGAUCUUCUAGAGUCUGCACGCCAAACCCUUUCAAUAGUAAUUAUAAAUAGCUGAGAAGUGAACGGGACUGAAAUGUCAAAUUAUUCAAAUACAUAAUAACUGAUUGUAGUUUACUGUCUUUGAGCGAUUUGACUGUGAAACAGAUUUUAGUUUCAUUCUCUAGUCUGUAGGAACCUGAACCAGUAUUUCAAUAAAGUUAAAAAACAAAAAACACAGUGACGUCUUUUGCGCGCGACACUGUCCACAGAGGAACCACGCGUAUCUCACGACCAGAAUCCAGAGGCGCUGAAUCCACGUUUAAAGCGAGUUCUCGGUCCAUUUAAAUUCGGACUGAUGGGGGACCGGAGCCGGCUGUGCUCCGUGUGGCUGGGAUCGGAGACUGGCAUCCUGAAGGGGGUCAGUGUGUCCCGGAAACAGGCCUUCAACUUUUGCAACACGAGCCACCUGAGCCGCGACCAGGAGGUCCGCGCUCUGUGCUGGGGGGACCCGGCGGAGAGCGAGCUGCUGGUUGGCUCGGUGGACGGAACAGUGAAGACCUUCAGCACCGAGAAGGGCGCCUUCACCGAGUCCCGGCGCUGUGGAGACCCGGCGGAGGGCUGCUUCACCGGGCUGGCUGCGCUCAGUGGCUCCGCGCUGCUCACCUGCGGGGAAUCCGGGACUGUGCGGGUCUGGAGGGAGGACAGCAGCGAGCCCGUCACCGAGCUGGAUGCCGGGAAGAACGUGUGCAGGAUGCGACAGAGUCCGGUAGACCAGCACAAGGUCGCGACCGGCGGGAAGGAGAACGGGCUGAAGAUCUGGGACCUGGAGAGACCCGAGAAGUCCGUGUUCACUGCAAAGAACCUGCGGGACGACUGGCUGGACCUACGGCGGCCGCACUGGGUCAGAGACAUGGCCUUCAUCCCGGACUCCGACAAAGUGGUCACCUGCACAGGCUAUCACCAGGUCCACAUGUUCGACCCGUCCUCCCCUCAGCGCCGUCCUGUCCUGGAGGCAGAGUACGGCGAGUACCCGCUCACCACUCUGUCCCUGCCCGCCGCUGGCAACAUGGUGGUGGUGGGAAAUACUCACGGCCAAAUCGCCAUGCUGGACCUGAGGAAAGGUCUGGUGCGCAGUUGUCUGAAGGGGCUGGCGGGGGGGGUGCGGUGGCUGCAGUGUCACCCUUCCCAGCCGGUGGUGGCGUCCUGCGGCUUGGACCGCUUCCUCCGCAUCCACAGCCUGGAGGACCGCAAGCUGCUUCACAAAGUCUACCUCAAGUCCAGACUCAACUGCCUCCUGCUGGCCAGCCGGGACCUGGAGGACGGAGGGGGGGCCACAGAGGGGGAGGGGGUGAGUCAAGAGGUGAAGGAGGAGGAGGACGAGGUGUGGGACACCAUGGAGCAGGUGGGGGAGGCGGAGGAGAAGCCGAAGAGGAAAACAACAGAGGAGGAGGAAGAACCACAGAAGAAGAGCAAAAAGAAGAGAAAGAAAGGACAAGACUGAGGGGCGUUUGAGGAGUUAUCAGUGCGUGGGACAUUUGAACAUCUUUGUGGUUCUGUUAGUUUGAUCUGAUAUUAAACUCUGAUCUGUAGUUUUGUAAUAUUUUGUCUGGGAGCUUUAUUAAAACAGACAUAUGAGGAAUGAUCAUUUUAACAGUUGAUACUCCUCUUCUUAAAACAUCAAUCAGAUAAAGAUUUUAUCUAUCUAUCUCUACCAAAAGUCAGGGACUGAUGCACAAAACGCUUUGUACAGGUUGUGAAAACUAAAGUGCCCUCCAUGUUGUGAACAGUAGUGUUUGUGUGCUCAGACCACAAAGACUUUUCAUAGAAUGUGUUUUAAAAAAACAAAAAAUGUCGAGGUGAGUUCCACCAUUGUCACUCUAUAAAAUUGUAUGUAUAUUGUAUAUUAUCUACACAUACAAAUACAACAGUUAAACUCUGUACUGGGUUUCAUUAGUAUCAUAUUCUUCUAAUAAUGUCAAUCAACUGUCUGUAAACUGGAUAAAGUUUAUACCACAAACA
Messenger RNA from Seriola aureovittata, 2243 nucleotides. RefSeq names its product WD repeat domain 74 (gene wdr74). Gene Ontology annotation, cellular component: preribosome, large subunit precursor; nucleolus. Gene Ontology annotation, molecular function: protein binding. Gene Ontology annotation, biological process: ribosomal large subunit biogenesis. Bases 580 to 1725 code for a protein of 381 amino acids. The transcript is spliced from 2 exons. NCBI's taxonomy places the organism in Eukaryota, Metazoa, Chordata, Actinopteri, Carangiformes, Carangidae. The record is from RefSeq and is a predicted model, not a curated record.